AUGACCCUAAAGAGGUCCUCUCUUUACCUAUCGGCACUACAAACUAGUGACGGCCAUUGGCCUGCUCAUAUUUCUGGUUCCCACUUUUUCACUCCUACAAUGAUAAUUUCUAUCUACAUAAGUGGACAACUUGAUUCUAUACUUGCAGAAGAAUAUCGUAAAGAAAUUCUUCGGUACUUAUAUUGUCACCAGAACAAAGAUGGGGGGUGGGGAUUACAUAUAGAGGGACCUAGCACCAUGUUUGGUACGACACUGAAUUAUGUAUGCAUGCGAAUUCUUGGAGAAGGACCUAAUGGAGGUCAAAACAAUGCUUGUGCUAGAGCAAGAAAGUGGAUUCAUGAUCAUGGUAGCGUAACACAUGUACCUUCAUGGGGAAAAUUUUGGCUUUCGGUACUUGGCAUCGUUGAUUGGAGUGGAUGCAACCCAAUGCCCCCUGAGUUUUGGAUCCUUCCUACUUUUCUCCCCAUGCAUCCGGCUAAAAUGUGGUAUUAUUGCCGAGCUGUAUACAUGUCCAUGUCUUAUUUAUAUGGAAAGAAAUUUGUGUGUCCAAAAACAACAUUAAUCACAAGUCUGAGAGAAGAACUGUUUCCUGAACCUUACGAUGAAAGCACUUGGAAGAAAGCACGUCACACAUGCGCAAAGGAAGAUCUUUAUUAUCCCCAUAAUUGGAUACAAGAUUUCAUAUGGGAUAGCACUCAUCUAUUCACUGAGCCACUUCUUACACGUUGGCCUUUGAAUAAGUUGGUUAGAGAAAAGGCACUUCAAGCAGCAAUGGAGCAUCUUCAUUAUGAAGAUGAAAAUACUCGAUAUAUAACUGGAGGGUGUUUGAACAAGGCUUUAUCUAUGCUUGCUUGUUGGGCAGAAGAUCCAAAUGGAGAUGCUUUCAAGAAGCACGUUGCAAGGAUCCCAGAUUAUUUAUGGCUUUCAGAAGAUGGAAUGUGUAUACAGGGACUUAGUACACAGUCAUGGGAUGCUGGUUUAAUUGUUCAAGCUUUGGUUGCUACUAACCUAAUUGAUGAUCUUGGUCCCACACUUGCAAAAGCACAUGAUUUUAUCAAGAAAUCUCAGGUCGUAGAAAAUCGUUCAGGAGAUUUUAAGAGCAGGUUUCAUCACAUUUCAAAAGGUUCAUGGACCUUAGCUGACAGAGACCAUGCAUUACAAAUUUCUGACGGCACUGCAGAAUGUCUGAAGUGUUGUUUACUUUUAUCAACGUUACCCCCAGAGAUUGUGGGAGAAAAAAUGGAACCUGAAAGGUUAUAUGACUCAGUCAAUUUUAUACUGUCACUUCAGGGUAAAAAAGGAGGUGUUAGUGUGUGGGAGCCAGCAAAAGCUCAGAAAUGGUUGGAACUACUGAAUCCCGCGGAAUUUCUUGCUGAUAUAGUAAUCGAGCACGAGUAUAUUGAGUGUACUGGAUCAUCAAUUCAGGCGUUAACAUUGUUCAGAAAACUAUAUCCAGAGCAUAGAAAGGAAGAGAUAGAGAAUUUCAUUGUGAAAGCAGCAAAAUUCAUUGAAGAUGAACAAUUACCAAAUGGUUCUUGGCAUGGGAACUGGUCAAUUUGCUUCACGAGUUCUUCCUGGUUCGCACUUGGAGGUCUAGCUGCUGCUGGCAAGACUUACACCAAUUGUGCUGCCAUUCGUAAAGCUGUAAAAUUUCUACUCGAUAUACAAAAUGAUGAUGGUGGGUGGGGAGAGAGUUUUCUAUCAUGCCCAGAGAUGGUGUACGUGCCUCUUGAAGGAAAUCGAUCAAAUAUUACACAAACAGCUUGGACUCUGAUGGCUUUGAUUCAUGGUGGCCAGGCUAAGAAAGAUCCAACACCCCUUCACCGUGCUGCAAAGUUAAUCAUCAAUUCUCAGUUAGAUGAUGGGGAUUGGCCUCAAGAAGAAGCAUUGGGGAUGUACAAGAGAACCUGCAUCCUUCAUUACCCAUUCUAUAGAAUUGUUUUUCCAACCUGGGCUUUGACUGAAUAUCGUACUCAUCUUUUAGUACCUUCCACUUCUGCUUAA
Messenger RNA from Sphenostylis stenocarpa, 2004 nucleotides. The record is from the annotation of a GenBank genome assembly. NCBI's taxonomy places the organism in Eukaryota, Viridiplantae, Streptophyta, Magnoliopsida, Fabales, Fabaceae.